AUGGCUACCUGGAGUAAAAAAGCAAAAGGUCUGCGAGACAUCAAAGAUGUGGAUGAACUUGAGAAAAAGUAUGACGAAGUAUGCGAGUAUUACGAUGAGGGAGCGCUUGGUCCACAUUUCUUAUACAACGCUCCUUAUGAAACAGCCAUGGCAGUCAUCCAGCUUGAGCCGAAUCGAAAUGUCAAGAUACUUGAUGUUGGAUGCGGAACAGGACUUGUUGGGGAAGAGCUAUUCAAAGAAGGAUACAAAAGUAUCCACGGAGUGGACAUGUCUACUGGUAUGCUGAAAACUUGUGAGAAGAAGAAUGUCUUCUUGAAGCUGGUUCGGGCUAAGUUUGAUCCAAAACAACCUCUAGAGUACGUUGAUGGCUAUUUUGAUGUAGUUAUGUCCUGUGGAACGUUCGUGCCCGGUGCGCAUUUGAACCAGACAUGUCUCCCAGAGAUAUUUCGCCUCCUAAAACCCGGUGGAUACAUGGUGAUUGCGACUCGACAGAAAGCUUUUGAAGAAGAGCUUGGAGGCCUUAAACUUAAAAGCACCUUACCACGUUUUGUCGAAGAGGGCGUUCUGGCGAAACUGUCGCACGGUGUGAUAAGAUACUCGACAGAAAUUAAAAUCGACAUUCCUGGCGUCAUAUUGUCAUACAUUUUACUACCAACACAGAAAGAGCAAAAUACCAAAUGACUGUUGGCAAAGGAAAGGCUUUAUUGACUAUUCCUUCUACAAUAAAUAGACAAUACAUAUAUAGUUGAUAUGAUAGUAGUGCUGAAUGAUAGUUUAUAUUGUGGUAAGCCUAAGUACUAGUAUAUACCUCCGACCACUACACAUUAAAUAAAGAUUAAAAAUUAUCACAUAUUAUCAACAGAAUAUCCUAUUAUUAUAUGUGCACAUAUAAACAUAAAUUUUCAGUGAAUCUGUUUAACGAAAUAAAAAACAACGAAGAAUCAAAGCUAUUCUCAGUUCUCGUCAACUACCUCAGUUCUCGGAAGCUACCUCAGUUCUCGUAAACAAUUUGUUUCUUAUACAGGUAUAAAUUCUAGUUUGAAAUCAAUAUCUUGCGGAGUACCCCCAAGGAUCACUCCUUGGUCCCAUACUUUUUAUUCUUUACGUUAAUGAUUUUAAAAAUUCUUCCAAUAUUUUGUCAUUUCUUUUGUUUGCUGAUGAUUCUAAUCCUUUUCUGUCUGACAGUGACCCACAUACGCUACUUAAUACUUUGAAUACAGAACUUCUAUCAGUUAAGUCUUGGAUUAGAGCUAACAAGUUGUCACGUAAUGUUGAGAAAGCUAAUUUUAUGAUUUUCAGUAAUUCUCUCAAAAGUUUACCUGGUCAAGUAGUCAUGGAUAAUGUAAAUUUUAUUUUUAGGUUGAAUCCACCAAAUUUCUUGGGCUCUAUAUUGAUCAUGAUUUGUCUUGGAAGUGUCACAUUAAUUACUUGAGUAAAUUGACUUUAUAGAAAUAUUGGUAUUUUAAGCAAGCUAAAAUUCUUUUACCCUGAUUAUAUACUAUUAUACUUAUAAAUGACUCUCAUUAUUAAAUUAUGGUACAUUGGCUUGGGGUAAUACAGACAAGACUGUGUUAGAAAUGUUAUUUAAAUUACAAAAGAGGGCAAUUAGGGUGAUUAACCAAUCUGACUUUUAUGCACACAUCUGACUUUUAUGCACACACAAAUCCAUUAUUUAUGAAAAAUAAAAUCCUGAAAAUUCAUGAUCUUUACGAAUUUCAUUUGCGUACAUUCAUGUUUCAACUCUCAAAAAAUGAUCUACCGGAAAUUUUUUCUUCCUUGUUUCAAAGAAACAACCUCAUCCAUUCUUACCCUACAUGCCCUACCCGUCAUUUCACCUUCCACGUACUCGUACGUUAUAUUCGAAAGACCAAGGCUUUAGAAUAAUCUUCCAAACGAAAUAACUAGCUGUUUAUCCCGAAGUAUGUUUAAAUGUAAACUGAAAUCUUUUCUUUUGUCCAGUUAUGGACAACGUUAACACGCACUGGCUGAAUAUAUAUAAUGUAUUUGAUUUGUACCUAUUGUAGAAGGUAUAUAUAAUGCGGUAUAGUUUUUUAUUUUUUUCAUUCUUCGCUAAUCCCCCUCCUAUAUUUUACAUUGUCCACUUUUCCUCUAAUUCUUUACCCCGUGAUUUUGCGCUAAUCUUUGGCUUUUCCUUUGUAGUCUAAUUUCUCUUUAGUGUCCGAUCUCCUUGCGAACUUCAUAAUUACUUUAAGGAACCUGCAGAUAUUGCAAGCUUUGCUUUUCAUGCAGGUUCCUUCAUAUUUCACUUUAUUUACUGCCAUUAUCUUUGUAUUUUCUAUGGAAUCAAAUGUAUUUCUUGCAUUAUGUUAUUAUUUUGUUAUCUUGUGAAGUAUGAAAAUAAAUUCAAUUCUACAGGGUCAGAAAGAUGACCCAUCAA
This is a messenger RNA of Lytechinus variegatus (green sea urchin), 2398 nucleotides long. RefSeq names its product methyltransferase-like protein 27. NCBI's taxonomy places the organism in Eukaryota, Metazoa, Echinodermata, Echinoidea, Temnopleuroida, Toxopneustidae. Bases 1 to 681 code for a protein of 226 amino acids. Gene Ontology annotation, molecular function: S-adenosylmethionine-dependent methyltransferase activity. The record is from RefSeq and is a predicted model, not a curated record. The transcript has 5 exons.